GCUCUUGAUGGAAAUGUGUAUGAUCACUUGAAGGAUUAUUUAAUAGCCUUCAGCCGAACUGAACUAGAAACAUGUCAAGCUGUGCAGAACACAUUCCAGUUUUUAUUAGAAACCUCCAGCAAGGUGGUACGGGACUAUAAUCUUCAGCUGUUUCUACAAGAGAAUGCUGUAUUUCACAAACCCCAGCCCUUCCAGUUCCAACCUUGUGACAGUGAUACUAGCCGACAAUUAGAAUCAGAAACUGGAACCACAGAGGAACACAGUCUAAACAAGGAGGCUCGGAAAUGGGCCACACGCGUGGCACGUGAGCACAAAAACAUUGUUCACCAACAACGAGUUUUAGAUGAUCUGGAAUGUCAUGGAGUUGCAGUAUCAGAACAAAGCCGAGCUGAGUUGGAACAGAAAAUAGAUGAAGCUAGAGAAAAUAUUCGUAAAGCAGAGAUUAUUAAGUUGAAAGCUGAAGCCCGGCUGGACCUGCUAAAGCAGAUCGGUGUUUCUGUGGACACAUGGCUAAAGAGUGCAAUGAACCAAGUAAUGGAAGAACUGGAAAAUGAGCGAUGGGCUCGCCUUCCUGCAGUGACCAAUAAUGGCACUUUACACUCGCUCAAUGCAGAUACCGAAAGAGAAGAAGAAGAGUUUGAAGACAACAUGGAUGUUUUUGACGACAGCAGUUCCAGCCCUUCUGGCACCUUAAGAAAUUACCCACUCACCUGCAAAGUUGUUUAUUCCUACAAGGCUUCUCAACCAGAUGAGUUGACCAUUGAGGAACAUGAGGUGUUAGAAGUGAUUGAAGAUGGAGAUAUGGAAGACUGGGUAAAGGCUCGAAAUAAAGUUGGCCAAGUGGGUUAUGUGCCAGAAAAGUACCUCCAGUUUCCCACCUCCAACAGUCUACUGAGCAUGCUGCAGUCCUUGGCUGCUUUGGACAGUCGGUCACACACAUCGAGCAAUUCCACGGAGGCCGAACUCAUUUCAGGCAGCCUCAACGGAGAUGCCAGUGUCUGUUUCGUGAAAGCACUUUAUGACUACGAGGGCCAGACAGAUGAUGAAUUAUCUUUUCCUGAGGGAGCAAUCAUCCGAAUCUUGAACAAAGAAAACCAGGAUGAUGAUGGCUUCUGGGAAGGGGAAUUCAAUGGGCGGAUUGGAGUUUUCCCAUCGGUGCUAGUGGAAGAACUUUCAGCCUCAGAAAAUGGUGACACUCCAUGGAUGAGAGAGAUUCAGAUCUCUCCUUCCCCCAAGCCACCCGGCUCCCUGCCUCCACUGCCGUUGUACGACCAGCCUCCCAACAGCCCUUACCCCAGCCCAGAUAAGAGGAGCUCCCAGUACUUCCCCCGCUCUCCUUCAGCAAAUGAAAAUAGUUUCCAUGGUGAAUCACCAGGAUUCGCACAGGCACCAAGGCAUACUCCUGAGACCUCAUAUGGGAAACUGCGACCUGUCCGGGCAGCUCCCCCUCCACCUACACAGAACCACCGAAGGCCAGCAGAGAAGAUCGAGGAUGUGGAAAUCACACUGGUGUGAUGAUGGGUUUGCCCGUCUGUUACUGCUACAAUCAAGGCCAAGCUUGGAGUUUGGCCAGUCUUGUUUUUUAGGCACCUUUGCAUGAUGAUGACUCUUGAACAGAGCAAAACCCAGGAGGAUUAUAAAUGCCUGAGUGGCCUGGUGGAUUCCUCCCAUGUUUUGGAUAUUUUGUGCCUUUUUUUGUUGUCAUUUUCUAUGUCAUCUCUCCUACCAUAGCACAAAUACUAAUGGGCCCUCAAAGCAGAGGGGGACAGCCCUCAUGCCUAACAGUGGUCCAUUUUUAUAUGAGACUCAAGACCAGGCCUUAUCCAGGGCACAGUCACAGAGACACUGAUCAUGUGCACUCGUACAGUAUAUUACUGUGGCCACAAGGUUGUGGCAAAGAUUCUCAUCUUUUUUCAAGUGGCUUUUGCUCGUCUGAUCGAGUUUAAUCAGAUCAUGUUGGCUACAUAAGAAAGCAGAAGGAGGGAUUUCAGGAGAGGCUGGCUCCUCCCCGCAUUUAGUCCCCAGACUGAGGAAGUAGAACCUUAUUGGAAACAAGCGGACUGCCUGAGUGUAGCGCCAAUUGCAUUAAUGCACAUCUCUUCCACAACUAACAGAUUUAAAACAAUAACAGUGUCCUUCGUAUUAAUAUUUAUGCCAUUCAUUUAGUAUUAGUGGAGCUAAUAUGGAGGGGCUGAACAGUAGCCAAAUGUCCAUCACAUAGACUAAUAGAAAGGAGGCUGCGGCUAAGGCAGAAAUGGAGCUUCCAGAUCUGAAGUGAGCCGAUUUAAUGUUCUUUUUGUAUUUGGGUAUUUUUCAUCUUAAUUUUUGCAGCAUAUAGUCCUCUGACCAGUAUCCUUAUAAUCUGAAUGUCUAAAUAAAUUGGGGACACAUACUUGCCUUGUUAAGCUUCUCUAUGGGGAGCCCUGAGCAUUGUUUUAUUCUCAAGCCAGUGCACUGGCCCAGCCAGCCAGGUUGUGGCUGGUCCAGACCAGCAGCCACCCCUGGCAGAAAAUGCAGCUUCCCAGGUACCACUGACCUGACAUUUCCUUGGGAGGAAGAACCUGUGGCUCAUGGAAGAAACCAGCGUCCUAUGAAAAAGAACUAAAGGAUUGCACACCCUGCACAAGUGCUAUUUGACAAGGAAAAGACAAGUUCUCCACGUCACAGGGAGAGCCAGGAGUAGCUUUCUCCACGGGCUAGCAAGCCCACAGCAGCAGAUGUCCCAGAGUCAGCCGCUGCUGGCCCUCCACCUCCUAUGGAAGAUAGGGAGUGAGUUAACUAGGACUAAGGGAUAUCUGCCAGUUGUUUAUUUUUUUUUAAGAAAUCAAAUUCACAGAAUUUAAUCUAAAAGUUGUGUUAUGCUUUGAAAACUCCAUCCUUCCUAAGACUCUAAAAACUUGAAAUGCUCGCCCAAUGUCCCCAUGGGAUUAUUGACCAAAAGUAAGGUCAUAGCUGAAGAAAUUUUUAGUCAUUUGAUCACUUCAGUGACAAUGUCCAUUGAUGAAUCUUCUCUGUGAUUAGGAGUUUUUUUGGGAGUUUUUUUCUUUUCUUUUUUUUGCAUUUCUUAACCUGUUGAUCUAUUUGAGGUCUUUUUAUGUUAUCAAACUUAUUCUUAAGUUUAAAAAAAAGAAAUUAAGGGGUGGUUUUCUUAAGAUUUUAAUGUUUGCUGGUAUGUUAAACAUCUUCCAAGCACUUUAAAAAUCUUCAAAGUGCAUAAAAUCAGGCAGUUCCUGCCACCCAGUCUUGUAUUCUCUCUUUCUAGCUAGCCAAAUUGUCCUUGAAUCUGGAUUUUCCACAUUUUCAGAGGGUUAUUUGAAAUUUUUUUGUUAUAUUUUAAAAUAUUUUUUGGAAGAGCUGCUAAUUUUAUUUUAAAAAAACAAAGUUGUAAAAAUAUGCCUCCUUUUUAUAAAGAACCCCUCCCUCCAAGACAUGUUAUCCAGCAUCACAGUGCACAGGGCCAGGCUCUGAGGGCGUACCUCUGUGCAGAUGUGCUUUCUUUACAGUGGCUGUAAAAAGUUUGUAUUUAUUAUGUAUAAAAUGUUGAAUAAUAAAAAAUGGAAUUAAG
This is a messenger RNA of Pteropus alecto (black flying fox), 3565 nucleotides long. Its product is annotated as F-BAR and double SH3 domains protein 2. The annotation marks the transcript as partial. The transcript is spliced from 12 exons. NCBI's taxonomy places the organism in Eukaryota, Metazoa, Chordata, Mammalia, Chiroptera, Pteropodidae. Gene Ontology annotation, cellular component: recycling endosome; neuromuscular junction. The record is from RefSeq and is a predicted model, not a curated record. Gene Ontology annotation, biological process: regulation of actin filament polymerization; neuromuscular synaptic transmission. Gene Ontology annotation, molecular function: protein binding.